Lucilia cuprina (Australian sheep blowfly) is the source of this 1104-nucleotide messenger RNA. RefSeq lists its product as uncharacterized. The coding region runs from base 438 to 956 and encodes 172 amino acids. The record is from RefSeq and is a predicted model, not a curated record. NCBI's taxonomy places the organism in Eukaryota, Metazoa, Arthropoda, Insecta, Diptera, Calliphoridae. The transcript has 3 exons. Gene Ontology annotation, cellular component: nucleus.
GGUAUACCCUCCCCACUAAAGUGGUGUAGGGUAUAAUAAUGACUUUGCCCCAUUUAUCUGCAAACGUCGAAAGAAUUUUUAGCCAAGUCAAUUUAAAUAGAACAAAAUUACGAAAUUCUUCGAAAAUGAUCCAUUACUCAAAAGUUUAUUUAAAACUAAGGGCCUAAUUUCCUAAAUCACUACUCCUCACUUCACUCUGCGUUUGUUAAUUUUGUAUUUUGUAAAACACAUUAAUAUGACAGGUGAUUGUUUGCGUUAGAAGCACUUAUGGUUACGUUAUUUUAAAGAAAAGGAAUAGAAAUUUAAAUUUUGUAAAACGUAUCACUUGAAAAAAAUGUCACUCGAAACUUCAAACCUAACACCUAAAUUAUUCAGGCGUUUGGUGUUAAUUUUUUACAAAAAAAUAAAUUUUAAAAAUAAUUAAUAAUAAUCUGAAAAUGGCUAAAAAAUCUACAACGGCAGAAAAAUUCAAAUUAUUGACGGAUGCAAUGGAAAAGGACGUGGAAUUGGCAAGAGGAACUGCAGCGUAUGGAAGUAGCAGAGCUGAUGUGGAAAGGCGAUGGGAGGAAAUUUGUAAAGGUCUUAAUGGCAUCGGACCACCAAUAAGAAAAAUGUCGGAGUGGAGAAAGGUUUGGACAGAUCUAAGAGGAAGGACAAAGAAGAAGUUAUCUUUAAAUAAAAUUAGCAUUUGUCAAACAGGUGGAGGUCCCUAUCAGGAGGUUGAACUCUCACCAAUUGAGCAAGCUGUCGACAGUAUAGUAAAUAUUAAUGUUGCGGCAAACCCAACUGGUAAAAUUUUAGGAUUGGAUAUACCUUCUGACAAUAAAGAAAAUGUGUGCAUUGACUCCGAAAUACCACAGAUAGAGAUUAAACAACCAAAAUUAUUGGGAAAACGUAGUCGUACUUCAAAGAGCGAAAAAUCAAAAAUGACAAAAUUAGUGGAAAAAAAACACUGAAACUUUGGAAAAGCUCACUGAUGCUAUAGAAAACUUAAUACCAGCAGUAAAUAAAUUAUCUACUUUAAUUGAAACACAAAGCAUUAUUUAACUCAUUUCAAUUUAAAUGUUAUUUUAUUAAAAUAAAUAAAAAUUCAUAACAAUGUAU